AAUAAGAAACUGCCUUCACAGAUCAGAAAACCAUUGUAGAGUGUAGACCCACUUUCUUAUAAUAAUAAAAUUUCUUUACUUUUUGGCUAAAAAUAAAAAUAAAGUUUUAUUCUUUCCUUUCUUUUAUCUCAAAUUCAGUCAGUACUUGCUUCACCAUUAGCCUUUCCUUUCUUUCUUUGUCUUAAAGCCUUCAAUUAGCUCCUUCUUUGCUCUUUGGCCACAGUUCUCUGUUCUGAAAUUCUUCUUCAAUGGCUACCCUGAGUGAUAUUGGUGUCUCAGCAUUGAUUAAUAUACUGGGUGCUUUUGCAUUCCUUUUGGCUUUUGCUUUUCUCAGAAUCCAACCCAUCAAUGACAGGGUUUACUUUCCCAAGUGGUACAUCAAUGGAGAAAGAGCAAGUCCAAGGAGGUCUACAAAUUUUGUGGGCAAGUUUGUGAACCUCAAUUUCAAAACUUACCUCACCUUCUUGAACUGGAUGCCUCAGGCAAUGAGGAUGAGUGAGUCUGAGAUUAUCAACCAUGCAGGCCUUGACUCUGCUGUUUUUCUCAGAAUAUACAUUCUUGGCUUGAAGAUUUUCGUUCCAAUGGCAGUCCUGGCACUUCUUAUACUUAUUCCAGUCAAUGUAUCAAGUGGAACAUUAUUCUUCUUAAGAAAAGAAUUGGUUGUGAGUGACAUUGAUAAGCUUUCGAUAUCGAAUGUGCGCCCAGAAUCGAUAAGGUUUUUUUUCCACAUAGGAUUGGAAUACUUGUUCACAUUUUGGACUUGUUACAUGCUUUACAUGGAAUAUGAUUAUAUCGCAUCGAUGAGGUUGCGUUACUUGGCUUCACAGCGCAGGCGUGCUGAACAAUUCACGGUAGUUGUUACAAAUGUACCACAUGUUUCUGGUCACUCGAUAUCAGAGUCUGUGGAUCACUUCUUUCAAACAAAUCAUCCCGAUCGUUAUCUUUGUCACCAGGCAGUUUACAAUGCAAACAAAUAUGCCAAACUUGUAAGGAAAAGAGAUCGGCUUCAGAAUUGGCUGGAUUAUAACCAGCUUAAGUUUGAAAGGCAUCCAGACAAAAAACCGACUUCAAAGACAGGAUUUUUGGGGCUAUGGGGUGAAAAAAUUGAUUCCAUUGAGUACUACAAGCAACAGAUUAAGGAUCUUGAUAAAAGAAUGAUAUUGGAACGGCAAAAGAUUCUCAAAGACCCGAAAUCCAUUCUGCCAGUUGCUUUUGUCUCCUUUAAUUCACGGUGGGGGGCUGCAGUUUGUGCACAGACACAACAAAGCAAGAAUCCAACAUUAUGGUUGACAAAGUGGGCCCCUGAACCUCGCGAUGUUUAUUGGCGGAACUUGGCUAUACCAUUUGUGUCUUUAACCAUUCGAAGGCUUAUAAUAUCAGUAUCAGUAUUUGCUUUGGUAUUCUUCUACAUGAUUCCUAUAGCCUUUGUGCAAUCCCUUGCAAAUUUGGAGGGCCUUGAAAGAGUUGCUCCAUUCCUUAGGCCAGUGAUAGAAUUGAAAUUCAUCAAGUCAUUCCUGCAGGGUUUCCUUCCUGGUCUUGCACUUAAAAUCUUUCUCUACAUUCUUCCAACAGUUUUGAUGAUCAUGUCAAAAAUUGAGGGGCAUAUAGCAUUAUCAACCCUAGAAAGGAGGACAGCUGCAAAAUACUACUUUUUUAUGUUAGUGAAUGUAUUCUUGGGAAGCAUAGUGACUGGAACAGCUUUUGAGCAGCUUGACGCUUUCCUUCACCAAUCGCCUACACAGAUUCCUAGAACCAUCGGGGUCUCCAUACCAAUGAAAGCUACUUUCUUUAUCACAUAUAUAAUGGUUGAUGGAUGGGCUGGCAUUGCUGGUGAGAUUCUUCGUUUGAAGCCAUUGGUUAUCUUUCAUCUUAAGAACAUGUUUUUGGUGAAAACUGAGAGAGACAAAGAGAAGGCAAUGGAUCCUGGGAGUGUGGAUUUUCCAGAGACUCUCCCAAGUCUUCAGCUAUACUUCCUUUUGGGGCUAGUAUAUGCUGUGGUUACUCCAAUCCUUCUUCCUUUUAUAUUAGUCUUCUUCGCCUUUGCAUACUUGGUUUACCGUCAUCAGAUAAUCAAUGUCUACAAUCAACGAUACGAAAGUGCUGCUGCCUUCUGGCCACAUGUUCACAGCCGCAUUAUUGCAAGCUUAUUGAUAUCUCAGCUCCUUUUGUUGGGUUUACUUAGCACAAAAAAAGCUGCUAAUUCGACUCCAUUACUUGUUAUUUUGCCGGUACUUACAUUAGCAUUCCAUAAGUACUGCAAAAGUCGCUUUGAACCUGCAUUUAGAAAGUAUCCCCUUGAGGAAGCAAUGGCAAAAGACAUCUUGGAGCGAAGCACAGAACCCGACUUAAACUUGAAAGCAUACUUGGCUGAUGCUUACUUGCAUCCCAUAUUCCAAACAUUCGAAGUAGAGGAGUCAGAGAUGGUUCAAGUUCGAGUAGACAAACAUCAAACACAUGUUGCAAGUCCGGUGGCAAGGGAACACGGUUCAUCUUCCCCAGCAAAUUAUGUCCAUCAUCCUGCUUCCCCACCAGAAUAUGUCUAUCAGACCGCUUCCCCGCCCCGUUAUGUAUAUAAUCCGUCGUCUCCUCCCCAUUACGGCUACAAUUCAUUCAAUCCUCCCCAUUAUUUCUACCAUAAUGAAGAACCUUGAACUAAUUUAUAGUUUGCUUACAAGAAAUUCUUACCCCCUUUUUUCUUCUUUGUAGUUAAUUAACUACUGCUUUGCUUUUACUGAGGCCUUGGCCACUUUCAAUGUAAAUUGUUUCUUUGUUUCAUUGGUAUCAAGUUGUAAUUUUUUCCCCCUUUAUGAAAGUUCUUUGAAUGUGUUAA
Molecule: messenger RNA, 2830 nt
Organism: Ziziphus jujuba (common jujube)
Lineage: Eukaryota; Viridiplantae; Streptophyta; Magnoliopsida; Rosales; Rhamnaceae
Product: CSC1-like protein At1g32090
Exons: 11
Coding region: 249-2651 (800 amino acids)
Cellular component (GO): plasma membrane
Molecular function (GO): calcium-activated cation channel activity
Source: RefSeq, a predicted model, not a curated record